UUCUGCUAUUCAGCAGUAAGACAUCUCCAAUUUGCUUUCCAUUCUCAUUCGGUGGAUCCAGGAAGCUGUCACCUGAGCUGCAUUGGUCCCUGAGACCGCAUCAACGGAGCGAUGCUGCGACUACUGUUAGCCGUUACGGUCUUCAAUGCAGUUUCAUCUGCUGAACUUAGUGUGUUGAAGUCACCCCAGAAUCAAAUAUUCAGAGAGGGGAGCUGGCCCAUACCGGGUGAACGCAUCCCUGAUGUUAUUUCUCUAACAAUGGGAUUUUCUGUGGAAGAGGAGCUGGCCUGGCCUGGCUUAGGAGCAGGCAACCUUUUUCAGCGUCCACGCGCAACUGUUGUAGUUACAGUAACAGGGGUGGAUAAGCUGCCUUUAUCUAACAACGGACUUUCAUAUCCUGUGCAAAAUCCUGUGCCCUACAGUGUGGACAGUGUUGUGAAUUCCAUUCAUUCUUUAUUCUCUGAGGAAAUGCCAGUCGUUUUACAGCUAGCCCCCAUUGAGGAAAGAGUAUAUAUGGUGGGAAAGGCCAACACUGUAUUUGAAGAUCUUUCAGUUACAUUGAGACAGCUGCGCACUCGCUUGGAACAGGAUAACUCUGUUCUUAAAUCCCUACCACUCAGUUCCUUGUACAGAAAUGAUGAGACUGACCGACUUUUCUUUUCUGAAUUGCAAGUACUUCAAGAUAUUCCUGCUUUGCUGUCUCGACACAAGCAUCUGGCUAAGGACAACUCUCCAGACAUUUAUUCACUUGAACUCACUGGCUUGGAAGAAAUCAAAAAACGUUAUGGGGAAGAUUCUGUAAAGUUCAAAGAUGCAUCACACAUUCUUUCUGACUUUCUGCAGAAGUUUGCAGAUGACAUGUACAGUAUUUAUGGUGGCAAUUCAAUCGUAGAAGUUGUGACUGUGGAAACUUUUGAAACACCCUUAGUGCGAAAAAGCCGUUCAAUCCUGGAGUCUCCUGCUAUUAGCAACCCUGGGAGUCCUUACAAUUUAGCCUAUGAGUACAACUUUAACUACUCUGUGGUGUUCAACAUUAUCCUGUGGAUUAUGAUUGGAUUAGCUCUAGCUGUGAUCGUUAUAUCCUACAACCUAUGGAAUAUGGACCCUGGAUAUGACAGCAUUAUUUACAGGAUGACAAACCAGAAGAUCAGACUGGACUAAGGCCAAUGUAACUUCAGCGUUUAUAACUUUAAAAUUUAAGUGAGACAGCCAGUGUGUCUGACAAGUGUGCUGUUACCAGGUUUUUUUUGUUUUUUUUUGUAGUAAAAUUUAAAUCUGCAAUGUCAUUGUUCAAAAAUGAUUUCCCCACUCUAAAGUUUCACUGCAGUUUUCCAUUAAAAAGAAUAUUCUUAUUUCUGUCUUUCAAGCAUUUACAGUAAAGCAAAAUCACAAUACAA
This is a messenger RNA of Bombina bombina (fire-bellied toad), 1397 nucleotides long. It is a transcript of the gene ATP6AP2, whose product is annotated as ATPase H+ transporting accessory protein 2. The transcript has 9 exons. Bases 112 to 1161 code for a protein of 349 amino acids. Gene Ontology annotation, molecular function: signaling receptor activity. Gene Ontology annotation, biological process: positive regulation of Wnt signaling pathway. The record is from RefSeq and is a predicted model, not a curated record. NCBI's taxonomy places the organism in Eukaryota, Metazoa, Chordata, Amphibia, Anura, Bombinatoridae. Gene Ontology annotation, cellular component: membrane; external side of plasma membrane.